Messenger RNA from Thlaspi arvense, 2214 nucleotides. The record is from the annotation of a GenBank genome assembly. NCBI's taxonomy places the organism in Eukaryota, Viridiplantae, Streptophyta, Magnoliopsida, Brassicales, Brassicaceae.
AUGAUGUGGGAAUCUGAGAGUGAUUCCGGGGUUUUAGGAGGAGGAGGAAGAGAGUAUGGUAACGGAGUUCUGAGUUCUAACAAACAUGGCGGCGUCAAGACUGAUGGGUUCGAGCUUAGAGGCCAAUCUUGGUUUGUUGCUACGGAUAUCCCCAGCGACCUUCUGGUUAAAAUCGGCGACAUGAACUUUCACCUGCACAAGUAUCCUUUGCUGUCACGUAGCGGGAAGAUGAACAGAUUGAUCUACGAGUCAAGAGAGCCUGACCCAACGAUACUUAUUCUUGAUGAUCUACCUGGAGGACCAGAAGCGUUUGAACUCGCAGCCAAAUUCUGCUACGGAGUUCCCGUGGAUCUCACGGCAACUAACAUAUCAGGUCUUCGUUGUGCAGCUGAGUAUCUCGAGAUGACAGAGGAUCUUGAGGAAGGGAAUCUAAUCUUCAAGACAGAAGCUUUUCUCAGCUACGUGGUUCUGUCUUCGUGGAGAGACUCCAUCUUGGUUCUAAAGAGCUGUGAGAAGCUCUCGCCUUGGGCUGAGAAUCUUCAGAUUGUGAGGAGGUGCAGCGAAUCCAUCGCUUGGAAGGCUUGUAGUAACCCUAAAGGGAUUAGAUGGGCUUACACAGGGAAAUCUCCAUCUCCAUCGACCACUAACAAUUUCGCGAGCUCUAGUCCGAAAUGGAACGAAUCCAAGGAUUCAAGUUUCUAUUGUAGCCCGAGUAGGAACACUAACACCCAGCCUGUUCCUCCCGAUUGGUGGUUCGAAGAUGUUUCAAUCUUGAGGAUCGAUCACUUCGUUCGUGUGAUCACUGCAAUCAAGGUGAAAGGUAUGAGAUUUGAGCUUCUCGGAGCUGCAAUUAUGCAUUACGCCGGAAAAUGGCUUCCGGGUUUGAUCAAAGAAGGAGGAGUCGCAGUAGCUCCAGCAAUGUCCUCCAUUGGAGGAGGCUUAGGUUUAGGAGGAGACGAAAUGAGUGUGAGCUGCGGAAGCAAUAGCAGCGGAGGAAGCUCCGGUCCCGAUUGGAAAGGCGGUCUCCACAUGGUCCUCUCCGGGAAAACCAACGGACAUCAAGACUCCGUCGCUUGCCUCGCCGGAAUCGGAAUCAGCCCUAAAGACCAGCGAAUGAUCGUCGAGUCACUAAUCAGCAUCAUCCCUCCACAGAAAGAUUCCGUCUCUUGUAGCUUCCUCCUCCGUCUCCUCAGAGCAGCCAACAUGCUCAAAGUAGCUCCGGCGUUGAUCACGGAGCUCGAGAAACGAGUCGGGAUGCAGUUCGAGCAGGCGACUCUUCAGGAUCUUCUGAUUCCGGGUUACAACAACAAAGGGGAGACAAUGUACGAUGUUGAUCUUGUUCAGAGGUUGUUGGAACACUUUCUCGUUCAAGAGCAGACGGAAGGGUCUAGUCCGAGUAGAAUGUCGCCGUCGCCGUCUAUGUACGCCGACGCCGGGAUCCCGAGAGCGAAUAGCAACAACGGUAACGUUAAUCAGAACGCGAAGAUGAGAGUCGCGAGGCUUGUGGAUAGUUAUCUCACUGAAGUGGCUAGAGAUCGGAACUUGCCACUGACAAAGUUUCAGGUUUUGGCUGAGGCGUUGCCUGAAUCCGCAAGGACCUGUGACGAUGGGCUAUACAGAGCAAUCGAUUCAUAUCUCAAGGCGCAUCCGACAUUGUCGGAACACGAGAGGAAGCGGCUAUGCCGAGUGAUGGACUGUCAAAAGCUAUCGAUGGACGCGUGUAUGCACGCGGCUCAGAACGAGCGGUUGCCAUUGCGAGUGGUGGUCCAAGUGCUCUUCUCGGAGCAAGUCAAAAUCAGCAAUGCCUUAGCCAACACAUCACUCAAGGAGUCGACCACGCUUGGGGAAGCCAUGGGUACGUAUCAACCUAUGAUCCCAAACCGCAAGACACUGAUCGAAGCCACACCACAAUCGUUUCAGGCAAGGUGGGCUGCAGCUAAGAAGGAUAUUAACACGUUGAAAUUCGAGUUAGAGACGGUGAAAACGAAGUAUGUUGAGCUUCAGAAUGAGAUGGAAGUGAUGCAAAGACAGUUUGAGAAGACCGGGAAAGUGAAGAACCCUUCGUCUUCGGCUUGGACCAGCGGUUGGAAGAAGUUAAGCAAACUGACUAAGAUGAGUGGACCGGAGAGUCAAGAUUUGGUCGGAGGAGAACAAGUUGGUGUUGAACAUCAACCCGCGAGGAAACCAAGACGAUGGAGGAACUCGAUUUCUUGA